Drosophila montana is the source of this 561-nucleotide messenger RNA. RefSeq names its product UDP-glucuronosyltransferase 2B13-like. The transcript has a single exon. The annotation marks the transcript as partial. The record is from RefSeq and is a predicted model, not a curated record. NCBI's taxonomy places the organism in Eukaryota, Metazoa, Arthropoda, Insecta, Diptera, Drosophilidae. Gene Ontology annotation, molecular function: UDP-glycosyltransferase activity.
UGUAUUGGAAGACGAUGGUUUCCACAGACUGACAUUCUGGCGCAACCCAAUGUGAAGCUCUUCAUCACACACCGCGGCCUGCUGAGCACCAUCGAUAGUAUCUACUUUGGCAAGCCGGUGCUGGGUCUGCCUGUUUUCUAUGUUCAGCACUUGAAUGUGGAGCGCGCUAAGCAGGCGGGUUUUGGCCUGGCCCUGGAUCUUUGGACCAUGACUGCCGGCCAAUUGCAUGAUCAGGUUGUGCAGCUGCUCAGCAACUCCAGCUACACACAGGCAGCGCAGCUAAGGUCGAAGCUAUUUCGCGAUCAGAAUGAUACGCCGCUCGAACGCUCCAUCUGGCGGACAGAGUAUGUACUGCGGCACCACGGCGCUCAGCACCUGCGUUCAGCAUCGCGUGACCUGAGCCUAGCCCAGCUGCAUGGCCUGGACACAUGGGGCCUGUUCUGUGGCGUCACAUCGCUAAUUGCCUUGGUGUUUGUAUUUGUGAUCUCGGCUCUGUUGAGAGUAUUACGCUACAUUCUAUGUAGACAUUGCAAGAUCGACGCUAAACAAAAAAUACAGUAG